Messenger RNA from Anisakis simplex (herring worm), 3531 nucleotides. NCBI's taxonomy places the organism in Eukaryota, Metazoa, Nematoda, Chromadorea, Rhabditida, Anisakidae. The record is from the annotation of a GenBank genome assembly.
AUGGCGCCUCGACGACGACUACAACAGAAGCAGGGCAGAGGAUCAAGCAAUGAAGUGGACGUUCCAGUUUCGGAAGCAUCGGCAAGUGGUCGAGCAGCUAACAAACGUGUGAAGAGCCAGCAGAAAUCAGAUGUCAAGAAGAAAACUCAACCGCAACAACAAGGAGGUGAGGUAACGAAAUCGUCCAAACAGCGACAAUGUAAACCAAUAGCAUCUGAGGAAGACGUCAACACUGUUAACAAUUUGGAGAACAACGCUGAAAGUGAAACUGUCGAACUGAAAGCAGCAAUGAAACCGAAUAAAAAAUCCAAAACAGUCAGGUUCGAUGUGGAGCAUUCGGAAACGGAUGACGAAACAAGUGUUUUGAAUCAACAACCUGUAAAAGCAACUGCACUACAAGCAAAGAGUAAAUCGAAUCAAGCGGUCAAGAAGAACACCAAAACUAAAUCGACAACUACCAAGAGAAAGGCGUCGAAUUCAACAACGAAAGUAGAGCAGGAAGCCCCAGAGACGGCAAAGGUUGAAACGGAUACUAAAGAAGAGCCAGUCAAGAAAAACACCGGAGCAAAAGUGGCACGCACCACCAAAAAGAGAGCAGUCACAAAGGCAAAUUCGAUUAUAGAACAGGAAGAAGUGAUUUCGAACAACGAACAAGAAUCUGAUGGUAAGGUUGAAGAGGUCAAGAAAAGUGCCAAAACAAGAGGAAGAAGAACCAGGAAGAAUACAUCAGCAACAACGAAUUCGGUUGUGAAGGAGGGAAUCAAGAAAAAUGCAAGGAAUCAAGAAAAGGUGUCAGAAUCCGGUGAUGAGAUCAAGCAAAGUAGAAAAAAUGCGAGAGUUAAGGCGGCAAAAACUGAACCAACCGUACCAGAACUGAUUACGAACAACAAAGGAAAACGAGCAAAAAUGCAAACAGAUGUGUCGGAAGUUGUUGAGAAGACGAAGCAACAGUCGAAGAGUACCAAAAAAACCACGGCAAAAGGCCGGGCAAAUGCCAAAAAGAAGACACCAGAAGUAGACGUGAGGGCGAUGGAAGUCGAAGAAAGCACAGCAGCAUUGGCAUCUGGAGCAGAGGAUAAGGCAGAUUCGGUUGAAGAAAGUACGAAAGCUGAGCUAGCAAUCACCAAGAAGACGACUAGGCCGAAAAGAGCGGUGAAGCCGAAAGAAUCGAAAGCUGACAAGGUUGAUCCGAAAGGGAAAGUAACGAAACGACAACAUCAGCAACAAAAGUCCGCUAAGCAAGCCAGACAGACUUUAGCGAAAGCGUUAAGUGUUGAAAAGGAUAAUUUAAUGCAGCAAGCACAGUCAAAAGUUGAGAAGAAGACAAUGAAUAAAAAGACACGGCAAAAUUUGGUGCAGAAAGAUGCGGACGAACGAUCCGAUGGAAAUGAUUCAAGCGAAAAAACGGUGGAAACUGAAACGAUGAAAAAAGGAAAGAGAACGAUAAAACGUGCAAAAGUGAUCGUACCAAAUACCGACAUCAAUGUGGAAGAUACUUCAUCUGUUCCCCGAUCGAAACGUUUGAAUCUAUUGGGUGAUUGCAAGAGUGUUGACCAACAGAUAGAAAUGCAGGUAACGGAUUCUGGUGAAGAUAAGAAGGAAGAGAGGCAAAUUGAGGACAGUACAAUCAAUGUAACAAUCAACGAUAUAACUCCUGAUGAUGGGCGUUUGCAGCAAUUAUCAAAGGAAAGAGAGUUGACGCCAUCGGAGCUGUGUUCGUCAAAGAUCGAUGAAAGCUGUAAAGAAAUACUUAGCGAAGAGCCACUUGAGUUACACCCCAUUGUGCCAGAAUCAUCAAAUUAUCUAGCAGAAUCCGCCAAAAUCAGUGCAGAACAAGGCGACGGCUCACUAAAUUCACAUUUCGAUGUAGGACAGCCAUCUCCGAAACGUCCAUCAGUGGCCGAAAGUUGUGACAAAGAAAGCGAAGAGUCACUUGAUCUGCAUCUCGACAUUCUGGAAUCUCCAAAACGUGGAUCAGAUGUGCUCGAAAGUUGCGGAAAACAACGCAAAGAAUCGCUUGAUUCGCAUCUCGAUGACAGUUACGAAAGCAGUCAUCACGACCAUAUGGACGUAUCACAGCACACACCAUCAGGAGCACAGCCAUCAAACGAUACCGAAAUGGGUGGGCAAAAUUCGCAUGCCGAACACGAAGUGCCAGUUGAUCAAGAACCAACGAUUGUUGAUGAGACCAAUCCUCCUAGCGCUAUUGCAGCUGUUGAUGUCAGCGAUACUAAUCGAGCGAAGGUGUCACCGAAUUGUUCGGCAAACUCUUUUGCAAACAGUGUCACAGAUGAAAAGGAAAUGACUGAUGAAGGCGUUCAUGAAGGAUGUGAAUAUAAUAACGAGAAAAUUCUCUUGCCGAUGGAUGGAGGAGAUGCGGAAGUGUUUGAAGAAUGUUGUGACGUAAUGACACUGCCAUCGAAUCACUCAUCGUUGCUUGUGAGUCGACCGUCAGCAAACGUCGACAAUACUGGAGCCGUAGGUGAUGUAUUGGAGUCGGUGAUAAAUAAACUUGAAAUGCCAGUGACGGAUGUUUCAACAGUAAAUGAAAACCAACACAUUUCGCAAAAUUUGGAUGGCAUAAAGGGUGAUGCAGUUGAUGAUUUGAUAGCGGAACAAAAGCAUCAGUUGAUGGAUGAGUUGCAAUUUGAUGAUGAGAAUGCGAUCCAACAAGAUGAUGAAAGCGCUAUCCAACAAGAUACCAAACAGAUGACAAAAGAUAAUCCAGAUGAUUUUGUUCGUUGCGAAAAUGAGCAAGAAAUUCAAAAGCCAGCAACGGAUUUGCAAACAAAUAAAAAUUCAAAUUCAGCGAAAAAGCGCUCCGCAAUUCCAUCAUCCGUUUCAGUUCGAUCACGUUUUGAGUUGCAACACAAAAAGUUCUGGGAGAAAGCGCCUACAAUUCAAGAACACGUGGAUCGUAUUAAACAACUUCAUUCAAAACAUCAAUCAGAAAUCCCGAAUACAUUCCGGAGAUUGGCUCAAAGUAAAGCAUCAAACUCAGGGUCUAGUGGCAUACCCCGCAGAUGUACUUCUGAAUCUCGUUCGUCAGUUUCUGCUCUAAAAACAUUGGCUAAGUCCUCAAUCGAUCGAAAUACCGCCAGUCAAAAAGCAGCAGCAGCUACGUCGGCGGUGAAGUCAGCCGCUGGUGGUGGUGCUCUAUCGACGAGUGCAGCUGGGCAUCAACUCAGUCGUUUGCCAUGCCCUCAGUUGAAUGUGAAAUCAUUAACAAGGCAGCGUGCUAAAGAGGAACGAUUAAUGAAUCGUUCCGUUCAACGGCCUAGUCCACUAUCGCGAAGUGAACCAAGAUUGUCGAAAAGACUCGAACGACUCGCCACUCCGAAAAAACUGGCUAGACCAAGUACUUCAGCAAGAAGACAAGGUGAACAAGACAAAAUAGCGUCGACAAGUGGUGGAAUGCAUCGAGGAUUGCAGUCGUAUGUGGAUACAACUGCAAUGAAUGAUAAGCAAUACGCUGAUGCGAUGAAAAGGGGUAUGAUCAAACCGUUGAACACCUCUUUUUCAUUACGGUGA